AUGUGGCAAUUACUUCUUUUGGCAUUUUUGGUGCCAUUGGCACAUAAGGAUUCCCGCUUGGCUAUUCAAAGGUAUAUCAACACUUACUACUACAAAUAUAUCAGCGUCUCAAACCCAGGAACUCCUGCUCUGAGCAGAAAGGGUUCUUAUGCGUCUAAUGAGGAGCUCCCCAAACCGACACCGCUCAUGAUCACACCCGAACAGGUAAAGAAUUAUGAUGAUCGUCCGUGGAGACCGUUCAGGUGGCCUUAUCAUCAGACGAUGUCUAUAUUCAAGCUAGACAUCAACCACUGGUUAGAUAUGGAUAAAUAUUACUGGCACUACAUCGAGGAAAAGAAGCGGGUUUUCAUGAAGUAUGGGAAGCAGAACAUCGACUGGUUGCCUGGGUCUGAAGACGCUUGCACGGAGCUCAUGGAGACAGUGCUGCAACACAUGAUUGAUCGGUACCCAUUGCUUUUCACCGUGUUGAUAGACAAGAAGGAAAGAGGGCGUGUUAUCAGGAACAAACUCACAAAGGAGAUCUUGGACAUGACGCUCCCAUUGAAGGAGCACCCGUUGGUGUAUGUACUGAUGAUGGCCAAGGAGGACUUUUAUGUGGUGAGAAAAGACCCCAAUGAUGGAUUGCAUCAUCUAGUGGCAGCAGCAGUGCCAUUUCCAGGCGGCUCUUUUGACAUUCUGACAAAGAUUGGUAAGCAUCUUGACGUUAUUCACGAGGAUGUGCCUUACUACAAAGAAAAACUCAAAAACUCGAUGGAAAGAUGGUUUCUGCGUCUUGCGCCUAAUCUGCCCGUUGAACGGGCAUCAUGGUAUAUCAGCUGGGACCACAAGCUCAAGAUGAGCAAUGUAUAUCAGGUUCCGGAAGUGGUACCCGAUUUGGAAGAGACCAUGAAACUGACACCCCCAGGUUCGUUCAAUGUGAGAGUGGAGAGGCAGACCUUGAGAAGGCUUCCGAAAUCGCAGGCGAUCAUCUUCACCAACCACCCUGUCUUCUACUCGCUCGACGAAAUGAAGGAUGAGCCAAUGGUUCCGUCGCUCAUCCGCAAGAUUCUCUACGAGGGUCCAGGAGACAUCAUCAAGUAUAAGAAUUUUGAUUUUUUGAGAGAUCACCUUGUGGGCUACUUGGAUAAGGUGAUUGAGGACCAAAUAGAUAAGGGCUUAAUUUCCAAGGAUCAACCUGUGAAGACUCUUCCCACCUACCCUUUUGCUAGUUGGGCUCAGACAGACUUCGACUUCGUGAACGGAUGGAACAAUCCGAGGUUUGACGGGAGGAAGCCUGACUAUUCCGAGCAGGCCAAGAAGGAGCUCAUCUACAGCAAUGACUAG
Candidozyma auris is the source of this 1323-nucleotide messenger RNA. RefSeq lists its product as uncharacterized. The record is from RefSeq and is a predicted model, not a curated record. NCBI's taxonomy places the organism in Eukaryota, Fungi, Ascomycota, Pichiomycetes, Serinales, Metschnikowiaceae. The coding region runs from base 1 to 1323 and encodes 440 amino acids. The transcript has a single exon.